AUUAAUUAAUAAAUGGACCUUGUAACAAAGUAGGCAUAAAACAAUAGAAAAAUACCAGAAGCUAUUUUCUUUGAAAAUAUUGAUGAAUUAAUCUCCAAGAAUUCUAUUCAAAGAUUAAUGGAAAGCUUAUAGGAAGCAUAUAAGUAAUAAUUAAUUGAGUUUUAGCAAAUAUAAAUUUAUGGAAGCACAAUUAGUCAAAUAAAGAGAAUCAAUGCAAAAUAAAUUACCAGAAAUUGAAAGAGCUUUGAGUAUUGUAGAACAUUUAGAAAACUAAAAAGAAGAUGAAGUUGUUGAUUUUCUUAUUACAGAUACUAUUUAUUCAAAAGCUGUUUUACCUAAAGAAAAUAAGACUGUUGCUCUUUGGUUAGGUGCCAAUGUUAUGGUUGAAUUUGAAUUUAAUGAAGCUAAAGCACUUUUAUCAUCAAACAAAGAAAAUGCCAGCUCAAAUCUUAGACAAUUUGUAUUUCCUUAAUAUUGAUAUAGGAUGAAGAUAUAGUGUUCUUAAAAGAUUAAAUCACUACAAUUGAAGUUAAUAUAGCUAGAGUAUAUAAUGCUAACAUUAGAAUCUAAUAAACAUAAUAAUAAUAGCAAUAAUAAUAAGCAAAAUGAAAUAUAUUUAUUUAAAGUACAUAAAAAAAAUUGUAUUUC
This is a messenger RNA of Paramecium primaurelia, 648 nucleotides long. The record is from the annotation of a GenBank genome assembly. NCBI's taxonomy places the organism in Eukaryota, Ciliophora, Oligohymenophorea, Peniculida, Parameciidae.